This is a messenger RNA of Acanthisitta chloris (rifleman), 1389 nucleotides long. RefSeq names its product THUMP domain containing 3 (gene THUMPD3). The annotation marks the transcript as partial. Gene Ontology annotation, molecular function: tRNA (guanine) methyltransferase activity; RNA binding. The transcript is spliced from 9 exons. The record is from RefSeq and is a predicted model, not a curated record. NCBI's taxonomy places the organism in Eukaryota, Metazoa, Chordata, Aves, Passeriformes, Acanthisittidae. Gene Ontology annotation, biological process: tRNA methylation.
GGUGCCACCGUGCCCACGGGCUUCGAGCAGACGGCGGCCGAGGAGGUGCAGGAGAAGCUGGGAUCGGUCUUCACCCAGGGGCCCGACCGCGGCAAGAUCUACUUCCAGGUGCCGGCGAGGAGUCUGCCGCAGGUCCAUCGUCUGCGGUCAGUGGAUAACUUGUUCGUCGUUGUUCAGGAGUUCAAAGACUAUCAAUUUAAAGAAACCAAGGAAGAUGCUCUAAAGGAUUUGGAAGCCUUGGUUAAAAAGCUGCCCUGGACUGAUCCGUUGAAAGUUUGGGAACUGAACAACAGCCUAAAAAAGAAGAAGACCAAACGCAAGAAACACAACCUGCAGAGUGCUGCAGGCAAAGAGAAGCUGAGUGAGGCUGGAGAGGGAGGAGCAGACCAAAAGGACACUGAUGCCCAGGAGGACUGUGCCCAGACCCCUUUGGGCAGCCAGGGCUCAGAGGAGCCCCAGGGAGCAGGAGAGGAGGAGGAGGAGGAGGAUGCCAAGGAUGAAGGGCAGGCAGGGCCUGGGAGUGGGAGCAAGGCUGGGGACGGUGAGGCCGGCGAGGGAGAGGGGAAGGUGCUGAAGUUCAGGGUGACGUGUAACAGAGCUGGAGACAAGCACAGCUUCACCUCAAACGAGGCUGCGAGAGACUUCGGCGGGGCCGUGCAGGAGCACUUCCAGUGGAAGGCUGACAUGACCAACUUUGAUGUGGAGGUUCUCCUGAAUAUUCACAACAACGAGGUCGUGGUAGGGAUUGCACUGACUGAGGAGAGCCUUCACAGACGGAAUAUCACCCACUUCGGGCCCACGACGCUGCGUUCCACUCUGGCCUAUGGCAUGCUCAGACUCUGUGAUCUCCAGCCCACGGAUAUCAUAGUUGAUCCCAUGUGUGGUACAGGUGCGAUACCAAUAGAGGGAGCUGCAGAAUGGCCUGGCUGCUUCCACAUUGCUGGGGAUAACAACCCUCAGGCUGUGAAGAGAGCAGCAAACAACAUCUGUUCCUUACUGAGGAAAAACGAGAGCAAGGACAGCAGCACUGCCAUGGGCGUCCCUUUGGACAUCAUCCAGUGGGACAUUUGCAACCUGCCCCUGCGGACUGGCUCUGUGGACGUCAUCGUGACAGACAUGCCCUUUGGGAAGAGGAUAGGGUCAAAGAAGAAGAACUGGGAUCUGUACCCAGCCUGCCUGAUGGAGAUGGGCCGGAUCUGCACCCCGGGCACAGGCAGGGCCGUGCUGCUUACCCAGGACAAGAAGUGCUUUGCCAAGGCCCUGUCGCGCGUGGGACACGUCUGGCGCCGCGCUCAGACCGUGUGGGUGAACGUGGGAGGGCUCCACGCUGCUGUGUACCUGCUCAGGCGCACCUGGGAGAGAGCCGAGGAGAGAAAACCCUUCUGGUGA